Molecule: messenger RNA, 1737 nt
Organism: Saccostrea echinata
Lineage: Eukaryota; Metazoa; Mollusca; Bivalvia; Ostreida; Ostreidae
Product: E3 ubiquitin-protein ligase arc-1-like
Exons: 1
Coding region: 1-1737 (578 amino acids)
Biological process (GO): positive regulation of DNA-templated transcription
Cellular component (GO): chromatin; nucleoplasm
Molecular function (GO): ubiquitin-protein transferase activity; protein binding; zinc ion binding
Source: RefSeq, a predicted model, not a curated record
AUGAAUCCUCAGCAUAGCGCACAAGAUGUCCAACGGUGUGAAAUCUGCGAUGUUGCUGUGGUGGAAAUGUAUUGCACAUCCUGUCCCUUUAACCUUUGCAAGACCUGUGUUGGGAAUCACCUAUCUGAUGAACCUCAAAAACACAAAAUUAUCAAGUAUCAAGACAGGAAAACCGUGCUUAUUUAUCCUAAGUGCAACAUCCAUCCCCAAGAUCGAUGCGAGAAUUAUUGUGAAGACUGUGAUAUACCCGUAUGUUCCUCUUGUAUUGCUUCUGAUUUACACGAGAGACACAAAUUUCCAAGAAUUAAACAGAUCUUUAGUAAAAGGAAAGAAUUCGUCAAAAAUGACAUUAAAGAGUUGGAAGACGUCAUUUAUCCUUCCUACAAAGACAUAGUUCAGCAACUAGAAUCUGAUAUCUCUAACCUUGAAGAAGAAUACAAGGUAAUGAUACAAGACAUAGAGAAACAGGGUGAACAAUGGCAUCAGACAAUAGAUCUUAUUGUUAAAGCAAAGAGAGAAGAAACGGAAAAUAUGAGAAAAAAGCAGCUCGGGGCUUUGAAAGAACAACUAAGAAUAUUUAAUCAGCUUCUCUCAAGAGUUCAAGAAUCAAUAAGAUCAAAUAAACACAUCCUAGAUUCUUCAGAUGUUUCUAAAUCGUUGUCAUACUCUAGCUCAAAUGAUGCAUUGAAAGCUCUUCCACCAAAAGUUAAUGCUACCACUCCGCGUUUUUCACCCAAGUCGAUUAAUAAUGAGCAGAUUUCUGAGAUGUUUGGUACAAUAAAUAAGUUCUCCAUCACAACUCAAGAGCAUGGAUACAAGUUAAAAGCCCUGUUGGACUUGUCUUCUACCAAAGAAAACGUGAUUGAAGAGGACACUAAGGAAAACAAAAAGCUCCUUCCUGAACCAGCGGUUACCUACAUCAUAGAAACAGGAUAUCGGGAUCUGGGAAGUAUAGCUUGUCUGAAUGAUGAGGAAAUAUGGACGUCCGGUUUUGAUAAUUCUUUAAAACUCUUCAAAAUAGCUAUGCCCUCCCAUAUAAGCCGUCUUUCUUUUGGAGUACUUGGAUCAUCGGUUUUAAAAGAAGUGAGCACAGGAGUGGGAUACAAAGAUAUUGCUGUGACAACAACUGGAGAACUGAUUUUAUGUAACAGAUCUGCAAACAUUUUAAAACUCACCAGAAAUAAUAAAAUGGAUCCGAUGAUAAAGAUAAAUGGUUGGAUCAUUUUAAAUAUCUGUAUCACAGUACGUAAUGAGCUUCUGGCAAUGAUGGUUAAUGCCAAUAAAACACAAUCUAAAGUUGUUCGUUUUGCAGAUUCCAAGGAGAAACAAUCAAUUCAGUUUGACCAUGAAGGGAAACCUCUGUUUUCAUCAAGUACCUCAAGCAAAUAUAUCAGAGAAAACAAGAACACAGAUAUUUGUGUGGCAGAUCGUGAUGCCAGUGUUGUAGUGGUGACAAAUAAUGCUGGAUGCUUAAGAUUUCGAUACACUGGACAUGACAGUACGCGAGAGAAUGGAACAUUCAGUCCUGCUGGCAUAGCCACGGACAGUCAAGCUCAUAUACUUGUAGCAGAUACCAAAAACGACUGCAUUCAUAUCAUUGACGAAAAUGGACAAUUUCUCAGUCACUUGUUCAUCUGCAAAAGUCCGACAGGGUUGGCUGUUGACAGCAAUGACAAUCUUUAUGUAGCUGAAAAAAGCUUUGGAAAAGUAAAAAGAAUUAGGUACAUCUGGAACUGA